Messenger RNA from Aspergillus sclerotioniger CBS 115572, 662 nucleotides. Its product is annotated as ribonuclease-domain-containing protein. The transcript has 2 exons. The coding region runs from base 188 to 598 and encodes 136 amino acids. NCBI's taxonomy places the organism in Eukaryota, Fungi, Ascomycota, Eurotiomycetes, Eurotiales, Aspergillaceae. Gene Ontology annotation, molecular function: RNA nuclease activity; RNA binding. The record is from RefSeq and is a predicted model, not a curated record.
CGUCUGUCUGCCCUUGAGGUCGGGCGAUAGAUAGGAAUCCUCCGACGAGACUGACGAGGACGAGGGAGGCCAUGGAGGGAUAAAUAGGUCAUCCUAUCCAGGGGUAAUGGAGAUCAAUCAAUAUACACGAACACACCCUCUCCAUUCACUCCAAAGAAGGCCGACAGCUCGCAAACCGACCGUCACCAUGUUCCAGAUCAAGACUAUCAUCUCCAUCCUCCCCCUCUUCCUCUCCGUCUCGCUCGCCUCCCCCUCGGCCAGGAAGAAUCUGGAAACCCGCGAAAGCUGUGACUACACCUGCGGAAGCACCUGCUACUGGGCCAGCGACGUCAGUGCCGCGCAGGCCAAGGGUUACUCGCUCUAUGAGUCCGGAGAGACCGUCCACGACUACCCCCACGAGUACCACGAUUAUGAGGGCUUCGAUUUCCCCGUUUCCGGCACCUACUACGAAUACCCCAUCAUGAGCGACUUUGAUGUGUACGAUGGUGGCUCCCCCGGUGCGGAUCGGGUCAUUUUCAACGGCGAUGAUGAAUUGGCGGGUCUCAUUACGCACACGGGCGCCAGCGGGGAUGACUUUGUGGCUUGUACUUCUUCCUAGGAGGGAUGGAGGGUGUCGGCCUGAAAUAGGGUGUUAUACAAAUAAAAGACGAAGUAUGAUGUGG